Molecule: messenger RNA, 975 nt
Organism: Drosophila subobscura
Lineage: Eukaryota; Metazoa; Arthropoda; Insecta; Diptera; Drosophilidae
Product: cathepsin L1-like
Exons: 1
Coding region: 1-975 (324 amino acids)
Biological process (GO): immune response
Cellular component (GO): lysosome
Molecular function (GO): cysteine-type endopeptidase activity
Source: RefSeq, a predicted model, not a curated record
AUGCAGUUCCAGGCUUUGAUUGUUUUAUUUUCCCUCCUAUCAAUCGUCCAUGGCACGGCCGUUUGGUCGGAGUGGGAGGACUUCCAAGUGCACCACAACAAGAGCUACCAUUCGGUGGAGGAGCAUCGCCGCCGGUUCCUUAUUUUCGUGGACAACAGACAGCGGAUAGCCGAGCACAAUAAGCGCUGGGCCGUGGGUCAGGAGAGUCAUCUGUUGGGGAUCAAUCGGUUUGCGGAUAUGUCGCCAAAGGAGUUCAAAGAACUACUACUCCGUGGGGUACAACCCUCCAAGGGCUUGGGGGAUGUCCACUUUAUGCCGCCGGAUGUGGAGCUGGGAGCUCUACCAAGAGCUGUGGAUUGGCGGAGCCGUCAUGCUGUGACCGAGGUCAAGGAUCAGGGGAAUUUCAACACCUGCUGGUCCUUUGCUGCCACGGGAGUCAUCGAGAGUCGUUACGCCAUCAAAUACGGUCAUCUGCAGUCGCUGUCUGAGCAGAACCUCGUCGACUGUUGCCUGGGAUCGGAGCAGGGCUACAAUACCUGGAGGGCCAUGGGCUGCACGGAGCAGUUGGGUGGCAUCGACACCGAAUCGUCCUACCCUUACCAGGGAGACGCCAACGUCUGUCGCUAUCGUCCAGCAGCCAGCGCUGCCCGCGUCUUUAAUGCCGUGUUCCUGCCCCCGGGCAACGAGCGGAUAAUGGCGCAGGCUCUGCUUCGAGGUCCUCUGGCGGUGUCCAUCGAUGCGGACUCGAUACAGUUAUACAAGGGCGGCGUUUUCCACGAUUCCUACUGCAGCAAAGUCAGCGUUAAUCAUGGCCUCCUGGUUGUGGGCUACGGCACCGAUCCCCUCUCCGGCGACUACUGGCUGCUCAAGAACUCAUGGGGCAGUCAGUGGGGCGAGAACGGCUACAUCCGCAUGGCACGCAACAACAACAAUCAAUGCGGAGUGGCAUCCGAAGUAUUGUAUCCCAUUGUCUAA